CUCUGUUCUCUCCUCCCUCUCGCAUCUCUCUCAUCCGAGGGACGCCCGCGCGUCGGUGCGGGCCAGGAUGCACAUGUCAGCGCCCCCACUCCUGACACACACAGACAUCCACACCAAGGACAUAACAUAUGAGAGACUGCACGCAAUGGGUGCGGUGUGGCCGAGCGCACCGCGCGUCUAUGGCGGCCUUGACGCGCAUGCAGGCGUCUUCGAGUGGGGUGGCCUCCUUGCCGGCAGUGUGGCCGCACUUCUUGGGCGCCACCUGCACGUCCACGCCUGCACAGGGAUACCCCUGCACCGUCCUCUUGAUGUUGACCGCAUUGCCUGUUGGACCGACGUCGACACACACAAUGUGUGUGUCGUCAUUGUGUGUGUCGUGUGUGCAGAUGGCCGCCUGCAGUGCUUACCAUAUCUGGUGUCGCCAUCAGCGACACACUUGUGACGGCCUCCGUGAUGGCUCGGCAGCCGUCCAGCAUCUCAGAGUAGGCCAGCAUCUGCGCGUCGGGGAAUGAACGUGCACCAGGCACUGAGAAGCCGCUGACAAACGAACAGGGGAACCCCGACGGACAUAGACAGCCCAGCCGCACACACACGAUGGAUGGAUGCAGAUCUCUGCUGCUCUUUCCCUUGAUGCAUCGUACCUUCCUCCUCGACGAUCUGGGCGAGUUGAGGAGCUCACGCAGGCUUUCGGCAGGUCUGGAUUGUCUGUAGGGAGGCCGUGAAAAGCACACACCCAAGCUUGCACACAUCCGACACGGAGGACGCCCCCAUUCUUGUCAUUAUCAAAACAGCCUUUCUCAUCAUGUCGCCCCGUCCCUGUGUUGUUUUGGCUGCCUUCCAUCUGCUGACGUUGCUGAGCUGCCUCCCGGUGACUCUGGGCUGGCGACACCUUCUCCAUCGGCAUGAGCGUUGCCGACGCCAGCCGCGGCUUCCUCCAGAGGGAUGUCCCCCGGUUGUCCCUGAUGUUCUCCUCGGUGGGCGAGCAAACAGACCGGCGCUCCAUCAUCUUCAUCUUGCAUGGAUGCAAUGCCUUUGGUGGCCACCAUGAAUGCAGGAUGCCACGCCCCUACUCACGGACUCAGCCCCAGGGAUGGGGAGCUGCCCUUCCUCUUCCAGGAGUGGCAUCCACAGCAGUGGUCUGCGCCUCUAUGCGUGCUGACAAUGCAUGCAUGCUUUUGUCUAU
This is a messenger RNA of Vitrella brassicaformis, 1183 nucleotides long. NCBI's taxonomy places the organism in Eukaryota, Vitrellaceae. The record is from the annotation of a GenBank genome assembly.